AUGAACGAUGAUCCAGAAAUUCAAGAUGUUGAUGGAGAUGAUAUCGAAGGUGAUGUUCGCCCAAGUCAAAAGAGGAAGAAAAAAGGUAUUGAUCUACAUGAAUACUUUAAAAGAGGUGUGCAUGAUCCAGCCCAACCUACUAUAAAAGCUUGUAUGCAAAGUAAAGAGAUAAUACAUGAUGUGGACAUGUCUGUUGCAUUGUGGUUUUAUGACGCUUGUAUUCCAAUGAAUGCCGUGAAUUCUCCACUUUUCCAGCCUAUGAUGAAUAAGGUAGCAAGUAUGGGUCAUGGAUAUGUGGGGCCUUCAUACCAUGCUCUACGUGUUGGAUUGUUGCGUGAUGCUAAGGUGCAGAUGGAUGGAAGGACACAAGAACAAAGACCGCUAGUUAAUUUCUUAGUUUAUUGUCCUAAAGGAAUCACAUUUCUCAAUUCAGUUGAUGCUUCAGAUAUCUAUGCAAGUGCUGAGAAUUUAUGCAACUUGUUUGUUGAAGUUGUGGGUAUGGUUGGAUCAGAAAAUGUAGUUCAUUUUGUAACUGAUAGUGCACCCAACUACAAAGCUGCUGGAAAGCUUCUCGCUGAAAAGUUUCCCACCAUUGCUUGGUCUCCAUGUGCAGCUCAUUGUAUCAAUCUGAUUUUGGAAGAUUCGACUUUAAAUUGGGUCAGAAAAAGACCUGGUUGGAGAGAGAUCAUUCGACCUGGAGAAACACGUUUUGCUACAACUUUCAUUGCUCUACAAAGUCUCUAUCAACAUAAAGAAGAUCUACAAGCUUUGGUUACAAGUACAGAUGCUGAACUCAAGCAGCUUUUCAAGACGUCUAAAGCAAAGGAAGCUAAAUUGAUUAUCCUAGAUGAGCGAAUGUGGAAUGAAUGCUUGAUAAUCGUCAAGAUUAUGACUCCUAUCAUUCGAUUGUUACGCCUUUGUGAUGCUGAUGAGAAGCCUUCUUUGCCAUAUGUGUAUGAAGGGAUGUAUCGAGCAAGAUUAGGAAUUAAAACGAUGUUCAGAAAAAGAAAAUCUCUCUACCAGCCUUAUACAAACAUCAUUGAUAGAAGAUGGGAUCGUAUGUUGCGCCAUGAUCUUCAUGCUGCAGCGUACUAUUUGAACCCAGCUUUCAUGUAUGGUCAAACUUCAGUUUGUGAGAAGCCUGAAGUUUUGAGUGGGUUGAUGAGCUUAAUUGGAAAGCAAACAGAAAAGAGCAAAACAAAGCUUGUUCAAGAGCUUAGGUCUUACAGAGAACGUGAAGGCAGCUUUUCUCCUGAUAUGGCUCUUACUUGCAGCAAAACAUCUCAGCCAGAUGAAUGGUGGAGAUAUUUUGGUUAUGAUGCUCCUAAUUUGCAAAAGUUAGCAAUAAGAAUUCUUAGUCAAACUGCUUCUUCAUCUGGAUGUGAGCGUAAUUGGAGUGUGUUUGAGCGGAUUCAUACCAAGAAGAGGAAUAGAUUAGAGCAUCAACGACUUAAUGAUCUCGUCUUUGUUCACUACAAUUUACGUUUGCAACAAAGGUCAAAAAGAAAAAGAUUAUAUGAUCCUGUUGACUAUGAAUCUAUUGAUAAAACAGAGUUUUGGAUCGUUGAAGAAGAAGAAGCAGGUGAACUUGAAUAUGAUGAAUUAGAGAAUGCUCUUGCUGAGGAAUAUCCCAAAGACCAGGAAGACACAAACCCUGAAAAGUCUAAUGAUUUUGAUGAAGACUUCACUAUGCCACCUGAAGAACAUGAAGGCAAUGGUGAUAGAGACAACGAAGAUUGGUUGUUGUGA
Molecule: messenger RNA, 1749 nt
Organism: Camelina sativa (false flax)
Lineage: Eukaryota; Viridiplantae; Streptophyta; Magnoliopsida; Brassicales; Brassicaceae
Source: RefSeq, a predicted model, not a curated record